Messenger RNA from Symbiodinium sp. CCMP2456, 1359 nucleotides. The record is from the annotation of a GenBank genome assembly. Lineage: Eukaryota; Dinophyceae; Suessiales; Symbiodiniaceae.
AUGGGCCAGAGUCCUGCCUGCGGUAAGCAUUGCUGCGAGAAGCCUGGAGAGGUUGCGGAGCUGGACAAGCCCAGCGAGGUCAUUGAUGUGCAGCAGGCUGUUGAGGAGUGCGUGAAUGAGGAGGUACCCGAUGAGCCGGAAAACCUUCAUAGCAAUCCACAGCUUCUGCCGAUCUAUAGAGAGCAGCGCUUGUCAGUGGCGAGCGCGGAGCUUCCGUUGCCCUAUCGUAUGUCGUUCCUAGACACAAACUCCUCGCGAGUUUCGAAGAGGGGGACGCUGGACACAGACACGACAAACAUGUCGAAGAGGAAAUCUCAAGACACCGACGGCAGCAAGGCUGUCAAACGUCAGCCCGAGGAAGUUCGACGGUCGGUGGAGAUACCCUCAGGCUGUUCGGGCGAGGCGAAGAUGAGUAGUGUAAAGCGCUUUCAUCAGCGGUCGGACAGCCGCCUCACCCGGCAUUUGUCGCGACGGUAUUCGGCCGUGGACGAGGAGAUCGUCCGCGGCAUUUCCCUUGCGAGGACGCUGAGAGGCACGGAUGCAAGCUUGCACCAACGAUACAACCCAUCGCGGCUCUCCCCAGAGGAUCGCAUGGCGAUAUACAACCAAUCCAUCGAGGCGGACCACUUCGAUGUCUUUUACUCCCACACCUGGUUUACUGCGGGCAGGUGGAAGGUGCUGACGCUCAUGUUGCAGUUUGGCUGGCAGACCGUCCUCUUGAUCUGGGGCCUAGCCGUCGCCGUGGCCACUCUACUGCGGCAGAUAGACGUGCUUCCGGCACCCCUGUCUUUCCAGCCUGACAUUGUCGACUUCAGCGAUGAGUGCCCGCUUGGGCCCUGGUGUCUCCUUUGCUCAUUCGUGGCUUCCUUGAUCGGCCUUGUCAUUGCUCCAUAUGGAGCUGGCCUCUACAAAGAUGAGCUUUGCUUCCUAGACGUGGCGAGUAUCCACCAAACGGACACGGAUUUGAUGGAAAGGGGAAUUUACGGCAUCGGCGGCUUCUUGAGAAUCUCCCACGAGUUGCGGAUUUUGUGGAGCCCUCCGUACUUGUCGAGGCUUUGGUGUGUCUUCGAAUUGGCAGCCUAUCGCAAAGUGAAUCCCGAUGGCAAGAUCACCUUCGCACCGCUUUUUGUCGAGCGAACGAUUCUUCUGUCGGUGCUUUGCGUUUACCUGGCGAACUUCUGCAUACUGGCAGCCAGCGCCAGCAGCGACUCCCAGUUCCUGGCGCGCUUUGGAUACAUGGCCAUGUUCAUCCCUUUCGGACUCGCUGUGCACAGUCUCAGAAAAAAUUAUCGAACGAAGUAUCAGCUCCUCUAUGACUUGGAGCAUUUCGUUCCUGGUCUUGCAUCCAGAUGUGUCUAG